Plectropomus leopardus (leopard coralgrouper) is the source of this 4493-nucleotide messenger RNA. NCBI's taxonomy places the organism in Eukaryota, Metazoa, Chordata, Actinopteri, Perciformes, Serranidae. The record is from RefSeq and is a predicted model, not a curated record.
UGUUGCUCGUGCUACAGUCUGUGUUUAUGCCCAAUUGUGUGGUUUUGCACUUUCUGUGGAACAUUUUGCUUUAAGAGAGAAGGAAACAAUGGACUACACUGCAAGAGCAAUUGUUUUUUCUACUCCUCCAUCAUGCUGGUUCAAGCUCUGCUCCAGACUUCGCUGGUUCUCUGGUUGGCUCAGCAAACUCUGCAAGGCGGGGUUAAAGUUAAACCUCAAAGUGUAUCCUGGGGCAAAGUGCUGCCAGCCAGAGGUGUUGGCGUUGGAGUAAAGCCUGGAGUUGCAGGUGCCCUUGGUGCACUGGGAAACCGAUAUGGCGCCAAAGCAAUGAAAACAGGAAUUGGUCGUUAUCCAGGGGCUCAGCUUGGUCAUGGAGGUUACAGAGCUCUGGGAUUAGGAGGUAAAGCAGGCCUGAAGCAAGGUGGAUAUGGAGCCCAGGGAGCCUAUGGUGCCGCUCUGGGCACAGGAAUGGCAAUGGGGACUGGACUAAAUGGACUGGGACUGGGUAUGGGCCAGCAAGGGAAACGUGCUUAUGGUGCUGGCCUCGGCACUGCGCCAGGAUAUGGCGCUUUAGCUGGCAUUGGCUAUCCUGGAGCCCGACCAGGAAUUGGACUUGGGUAUCCCACUGGACAGAAGGCUAAGGAACAGAAACCUGGUUAUCUUGGUGGAGCAGGAAACUAUCUUGGAGCCAGCCUGGGCGCUGGAGGCUACGGAGCAGGUUUGGGACAGGGGGCAUACUUGGGUGGUGCAGCUGGCAAACUUGGAGCUGCUACUGCUCUUGGACAGGGUGGAUAUCCCCUAGGUGUUGCGCCAGGCUAUGGUGAGGGAGCAACAGGAUACCUGGGUGCCAUGGGAGGAAAUGGCUAUGGUUAUGGAAAUGGUUACAGCGAUGGUCAAGGGGCUGCCCUCGGUGCAGGAGGCUACGCUGGACAAGUCCCUGGAGCACUUGGUGCAGGACUGGACUCAACUGGUGCAAAAUAUGGAGCAGGAGCUGCUCAGGUCCCUUAUGGUAAUGCUCCAGUGAUCCCUACUGGAUUGGAGGGUGAUGGUGGCUACCCAUAUCCUGCUCAGCAGCUCAACCUCGCUGCUGAAGGCACCAAAACCGCCAACAAAUAUGGGCCUGGUGCAGGAUAUGGAGCUCAACAAACAGGUUACGGUGCACAGCUGGGAGCAACUCAAGAUGCCUUGGGAGAGCAAGCUGGCAAAUAUGGCGGAGUGAACGGUGCCCUUGGAAAUGGAUAUAAAGGCAUCCCUUUGGUUUGCUUCCUGGUGCUACUGCCUCUCAACAUCCCCUGGUCUCAGAUCAGCGUCACGUGGUUGGGCGUGGUGCACUUCCUGGCUUGCCUGUCGCCCCAGCUGGGCUCUGUGCUCUACCACCUCUUCAUGAACCACGAGGGAGGGGAGCCCGUCUACCACACCCUCCUCAAACUCGACGUGUGUGGAAUUUGCAUGAUCAACACGUUGGGGGCGCUGCCCAUUGUCUACAGCACGCUGCUGUGCUACCCGUUCAUCCGCACUGUGGCUCUUGUAGUCUACAUCUUGCUGUCCAGCCACGCCAUUUACUGCGCCGUCACGGCUCGGAGCAGCGUUCGGAGGUUGCGCUCCUUCGCCUGGCAGGCGCUGUUCCGCUUCUCCUUCUUCCUGCUCCGCUGGGUGGGUGUGGGCGGCGGCAGCCCCACCUCGCUACGCCAUUUCCUCAUGAUGGAUGCGCUGGCCGUGCUGGGCGGGGUCAUCAACAUCACACGCAUCCCGGAGCGCUUCCGCCCGGGCCUUUUUGACUACUGGUGCAACAGCCACCAGAUCAUGCAUGUACUGGUGGUAGGCUCCAUCCUCUACCUGCACUGGGGUGUGCUGGACGACCUGCUGUGGAUCAACAGCUACAUCUGCCCCUCAGACUGACCCCCCCCCCCUGCAGCCCCCGCACCCUCACAAGAAGCACUAGGAUGUCAGGUGAAAGGACCUCUGAGGGGAGGGGGAUGUCUGCAGCGGGAUGGGGAAGGAGGGGAAAUCAGGGGGAACUAAUGCAGUGAGGUGAGAUGAUAUGUUGUCCGUGCGUGUGUUCACCUCAUGCGCUCAAACUCAGAAUGUUCAUAUCUACGUCCAUCUUGGUACUCGGUGCGAUUGCAGGCAAAAGUAUGUCAAGUAACACGCACAAGCAUUUUGACUCUGAUGCUCUCUGUUAUAACAUGGACACACAGGAGUAUACGGAUACACACAAACAAACACACACACACACACACACACACACACACACACAGCAAAAUGGAAAUAUUUAAACACUAAAUGAAAUGAACACUUUAAAGUCUUAAGUAAAGGCUCUAGUAAAAGGUCGCUGCUGAGAUUUAAAGCCUUUACUUAAUAAUUUACUUGAGCAUUAGUUGGUUGGUUAAGGCGGUCUGUGGCUAGAUAUCACAUGCUCAAGUCCUCUCAGAUGUCACUGUUGCUACCUAUGCAGCACAUCCAUAUCUCAAGUCAUCACACACAACACACACUCAGACGUCCUUGCACCUAUAUUUUUAUACUACAUGUACAUACUGUAAGUGCUACACAGAGCACUCAGAGUUUUCUCUACGUCCAACUGACUGAGUUUUACUGAACUGGUUGUUCUGUCUGUGUUUCCUUGUUUCCUGCCACUGCCUCUCUCUUUAUGUGUGUCUAAUUUGUCCUUUCUGUCACAAGAUGAUGAGGAAAUUAAGUUGGGUGAGAACAGGGGUUCAUUCCUGAGUGUGCUAGCAUGUUGGCAAUGAGUUUACUAGCUUUAGGUGGCUUGGACCACACGUUAUAAAUCAAUCGUGCAGUGUUAUCGACUUGAGCUCCGUGCCAAUGAGAUUCAGGCAUUUUCAAUUGGAAAAGGAAGUGCACACGUUUACAAACUGUGUUGAUCAGCGGCAUUACUACUUGCCAAAUCUUUGCUAAUGGAAGUCCAUAAGCAAGAUUAUUAUUGCACAUUUAUGUUAAUCUCCCAUUUUAAGGAAGGUUGUCACCACUAUUUACUUCCAUGAGAAGAAAAGCUUUCAAAUGUGCAUUAUAAAGUGACAGAACAGACAGACACUCUGAUGAUUACACUGAAAUGCCACUAUGUGUGCAUUAGAUCAUGAUGCACACGUGACAGCAAGAUAUACUGAAAGUUAAGGGUUUGCCACUUAAUCUGAAAUUUUGAGUUCCUAAAUUAUUCAAUAUCUUUGCACUGUAUCUACGACUAGAACCAACCUGCAUAUUGGCACAUAAUGAAAAAAAUACUGUAAUGAAAUAUAUGAUAUUUAUUUAUUAUGCUUUUUAUUCAGUUGUGUUUAUUUGCUGAUGCAGGUAUCAUUGUGUUCCUGUCAGCUGCUUGAACAGUUUACGUCGUUGCUGUGCAGGAUCACUGGCUGACAGAUCUAGUUAGAGGUCAGAGAAAAUCUUUUGUUUUAUUCAAACCGUGCAAAUCCCGAGGAUUAGCUCCUCAUAUUCUCCCCACACAUUUUUUUUACCAGAGAAUUUUGGCUCCUAAGUCACGCAGUGAUACUGUAGAAAAAGAUCAGUCUCUAUGCAUUUCAACUUACAUAACAAUUGCAAUAAUCAACAAGAAAAAAACAUUAUUUCCUCCCCUGAAGAUCUUAUUUAUGACAGUUUUUCCUCAGGCUUGAAUGAAAAUGUAUUUGGAUGUUUACUUGCACAUAGCCAGUCAUUUUUGCCCCAGAAUGGAGCAUGUUUAUGCCAUUAUUUAUGCUUUCUUAUUUAAAUGCACCGCUUUGGCUCUGCAGCUGGAUUUGUGUUCUGCAAAAAGCACUUUUUUGACCCAAAUGGAGGUCAGACACUGUGUUUAAAGUGGAGUAGUUUUUUUUUUUUUACUAAGCUGGUAAGCAGGAAUGAACCCCUGCACCCUCUCGUCACAUUCAAGUUACAUCAGUUUUAUGUGAAUGUUGAUGGUUGUUUUAGCACUAUAUUCCUCUUUUGUAUUUCAGUCACUACUCUUGAGCAAAAUUAACUGUUGCUCUGUUCCUUCAUGCUCAAGACUAGCAGCUGAAGUACGAUUUCUUUCCACAGGCAGACUUUACUUUCUUAAUGACAUUGCACUUGUUUCCCAUGCCAACAGUCACAGCCGCCCACUGACUAGUUGCCAAUCCCGUCAGAUCCACUUCAUCUUGCCAAAUUAGCAGUGUCUGAGGUGUAGCACGUCCUCUGCUUCCUGUGCUAACACUGACUCAUAGGUGAAGAGGGAUUUCCCACAGUCUAAAUCACGUACACUAGCCUCAGACUGCGUCCCCCUCCCAUCACACUGCACCCCUCUCCCUCAUAAAGAGCCAGAUAUUUACGUCUGCUAGUCUCACUCUGACACAGUGAAUAUUACCUUCCAUGACAGUGGUUCAAUGUAAGAGCUGAAACUAAUGUAUUAUUGGACAGUGAAUGAACCUGAAAAAAAAAUGCAUGAAAGUAGCUGUAAAACAGAAACAGAUGUCUCAUAGCGUUAGCUAAUCGUUUGUUCAUUGUUGCCAUCCACAGGCCAUGUCCCU